Molecule: messenger RNA, 1755 nt
Organism: Chrysoperla carnea
Lineage: Eukaryota; Metazoa; Arthropoda; Insecta; Neuroptera; Chrysopidae
Product: thyroid receptor-interacting protein 6
Exons: 5
Coding region: 250-1080 (276 amino acids)
Source: RefSeq, a predicted model, not a curated record
GAUAUGCUAGGCAUCAAGAAUACAGUGAACAAUCAAUUAACAGCGAUUUCAUGAAGUUUUAACUCGUUCAAAAUGUUUGAAUUUAGAAGAUAAAACGAAAUAUUCUGAAGAACAGUAAACAAUUCGUUCAAAAACUGCAAAGCACUUAAUCAAAUUUAGGUGAACUAUUUUAAAUUACUAAAGAAAUUCAAAGCGCGUUAAAUCGCGCUUCCAAAACCAUUCAAACUGGCAGCCAGUACUUUAGCUAGUAUGAACCCACAUUACCAUCCAUAUGGUGCUUCUGAAUUAACGUCACCGCACCCACCAUCACCAGACAACAACAAUUAUCAUGGUGGUGGUCCGAACGGCCCGGGUGGUCCGCAACAACAUACAAUACAUGGUGGUCCACCAAGUGGCCCAUUAAGCAAUGGUGGUGGACCACCACCAGGCCACCAUAUGUUAGGUGGAGGCGGCGGUGGUAAUGGACCCGGUAAUAACGGUGGUGGAUCAGAGAUUCAUCAACACCCUGCAUUCGUUGGUGGUGGUAGUAAUGGACCAUUAGGGCCACAUCAUCAUCAUCACCAUCACCAUCACCAAGUGAAUAAUAAUAAUAAUAAUAAUACCACAGUGAAAGUGUGUGGGGGUUGUGGGGGUAAAAUAAUGGAACGGUAUUUAUUACAUGCGCUAGAUCGAUAUUGGCAUAAUGGUUGUUUAAAAUGCUCAUGUUGUGGGGCAAUGUUAGCUGAUAUGGGUUCUAGUUGUUUUACAAAAAGUGGGAUGAUUUUAUGUAAAAACGAUUAUAUGAGAUUAUUUGGAAAUACUGGUGCAUGUUCAGCAUGUGGACAAACAAUACCUGCUAGUGAAUUUGUAAUGCGAACAGGUGUACCGCAACAACCUGGCGCACCACCGCAACAUCAUGUAUUUCAUUUAAAAUGUUUUGCGUGCAGUCAAUGUGGUGCACAUUUAGUACCAGGUGAUCGUUAUUAUAUGUUAUCGGGUAAAUUAGUAUGCGAACAGGACUGGCAUAAAUUACUUAAAACAAAUACAACGGGUACUGUACGUAAAGGUAAAGUGGGUCGACCUAGGCGGAGCAGAGACUGAGUCAUAGUGCAACAAUCAACACAAGAGUCACCACACACAUUACAGCAUUGUAAUAACAAUGUUAUUACAACACCAUUGCCAAUUAUACAUCAUCAGAAUCAAAUGAAACAAACGCACGUGCUAGAAGAAUCUGCUUACAAAAUUGAGAAAAUUGAAAUUGAUUGCUGUACACACGAAAAAAUUGCAAAUGACUCCUGCUAUGUAAACAAAAGAAAAGAAAAAUGUUUUUGAUGACCAAUUAAAAAAUUGUUAAAGUUUGUAUUAAUAGGGUUAAAGGGUACAAACAGGAUUGGGAGCGUUAAAUUCCAAUCGUAAAUUAUUAUCCUAUUUUAUACAAUAUGUAAAAACUAAAUUUUUUUAAGUUUAAAAACUAAAAGAUUUAUAAGUUCGUUAUAUUUUAUAAAAAAAAAGUGUUGGGCUUAAAUGAAACUUCACUGUCAAAUGUAUAUAUACAUAUUAUAAGUUUUGUACGUAGCUUAAUAUUUUGGCGUCAGUUUUACAUGAUCUAUAUGGUGCGCAAAAAAAAAAAACUUAAGGUCAUGUUUUGUACACUUAAAAACUGUUAAAGUUAUAAAUUAGAUAAGGCUGUUUGGAUACUUAAAAAUGACGUUAAACAAUGCAAAUAUCCAUUUUAAUAGGAUGGAGUAACUUAUAAUUUCAUUAAAUUCCUCUAUU